Molecule: messenger RNA, 5546 nt
Organism: Oryzias melastigma (Indian medaka)
Lineage: Eukaryota; Metazoa; Chordata; Actinopteri; Beloniformes; Adrianichthyidae
Gene: phf8
Product: PHD finger protein 8
Exons: 22
Coding region: 461-3529 (1022 amino acids)
Biological process (GO): protein demethylation; regulation of transcription by RNA polymerase II
Molecular function (GO): histone demethylase activity; transcription coregulator activity
Source: RefSeq, a predicted model, not a curated record
ACGGAUGACAGAGGCGAACAACGGUCUGACGUUAUUCCCUUUGAAAUGGCGUUGAUGGCCUCAAAGACGAUGUUAUUUUUAACCAUUGCUGUUGUUUAGACUGCUUUAGCUUUCAUUUUUCUGCACCAGCGUCAAUAUUUUGAUCAAAUUUUAUCAUGUUGGGAUUUUUAAGUUUAUAAACAAAAAUGUGGUGAAACAAAUUGUUGAUAUUUUGGCGUUACAUAAUAAGGCCGCAGCUGCCCCAAGCUUGCGUAGAGAUUACAACCGCCUUUCGAAGCUAGGCCUAGCAUCAAAGCUACAUAUCGGUUUUCAAGUAAAAACGACAGUUAGUGGCUACACGUAAACACAUUUCAUUGUACUUGGAACAUUGCUUUUUGAUCAUUCACGGAUUAUCUAACUUCUUGAAUCAGAUUUGGACACCCUUUUUUGUUUUAUUUUAGUUUUAUAUAAUUCUUUAAACAUGGCAUCAGUACCAGUGUACUGCUUGUGUCGCCUCCCUUAUGAUGUGACACGCUUCAUGAUUGAAUGCGACAUUUGUCAAGACUGGUUUCAUGGAAGCUGUGUUGGAGUGGAAGAGGACAAAGCAGCAGAAAUUGACCUGUACCACUGCCCAAACUGUCAGGUCACACAUGGGCCAUCUGUCAUGCGCAAACGCCGUGGCGGCAAUAAACAAACAGAUGGAGGUGCUGUAGGAUUAAGAGAUCCAAGUCGGCCUGUUAAGACAGGAAGUCCACAGUUUGUCAGAGAGCUGAGGAGCCGUACAUUCCCAAAUGCAGAUGAAAUCCUGCUAAAGCCAUCAGGGGCACAACUGACUGUGGAGUUCUUGGAAGAGCACUCGUUCAGUGUCCCUGUCAUGGUCUUGAGGCGCGACGGUUUAGGCAUGACCCUUCCUCCAUCAUCGUUCAGCGUUACUGAUAUAGAGCAUCACAUUGGUCCAGAUAAAGAAAUUGAUGUGAUUGAUGUGUGUCGGCAAUGCGAUCUGAAGAUGCGAUUGGGAGACUUUGUUGAAUACUACAACAGCCCUAACAGAGACCGAGUGCUCAACGUCAUUAGUCUGGAGUUUUCUGAGACUAGGCUCUCCAACCUAGUUGAAACUCCCAAAAUAGUGAGGAAACUGUCGUGGGUGGAAAACCUCUGGCCUGAAGAGUCUGUUUUUGAACGCCCUAAUGUCCAGAAGUACUGUUUGAUGGGAGUGAAAGACAGCUACACAGACUUUCACAUUGAUUUUGGAGGCACCUCAGUAUGGUACCAUGUCCUGAGGGGGGAGAAAAUUUUCUACCUAAUUUCUCCCACCCCAGCCAACCUGGCUCUCUUUGAACAGUGGAACUCCUCCACUAACCAGAAUGAGAUGUUUUUUGGAGACCAGGUUGAUAUGUGUUACAAGUGUUCUGUGAAACAGGGAAACACACUGUUCAUACCAACUGGAUGGAUACAUGCAGUGUUGACUCCAGUUGACUGCCUGGCAUUUGGAGGAAACUUCUUGCAUAGUCUCAACAUAGACAUGCAGAUCCGGGCAUAUGAAAUAGAGAAGAGAUUAAGCACCGCAGAGUUGUUCAAAUUUCCCAACUUUGAAUCUGUAUGUUGGUAUGCUGGAAAACAUUUGCUUGAUACCUUAAGAGGUCUGAGGGAAAAUCGAAGACACCCUGCCAGUUAUCUCAUUAAUGGAGCCAAGGCCUUGAAUAAUUCUUUUCGCUCCUGGACCCGUAAAGAGGCCUUAGGAGAACAUGAGAUGGAGAUUCCUGAGACCAUCAACACUCAGACACUCGUGAAGGAUUUGGCCAAGGAGAUUCGCCUGGUUGAGGACAUCUUUCAACAGAACAUUUCCCGCACUGGGUCUCAGUUUCCUGGUGGACCAAUCUCGAAAGCUCCCCUGAGUACCUCUCAGAACUCUGGACGCCCCCCUGGAAAAAAGAAAGGGCCAAAACCCAAGGAUGCAUUGGUGGCUCUCGGGUCGCCGACAUCCAAAAAGAAGAGUCAGAAGGGUUUACCUAAAACCGAACCAGGAGAACUUGAUCUUAUUGAGAUUCAUACCAAACACACUCUUAAAAAAUUUCAACCUGGAAAAUCCAAACACAAGAACAAGUUGGAGCUUCCUAUUGAUGAUUUUGAAGGGAACCUUAAUAAAAGUAAACUAAAGCUCGUGCUGACGAAUGGAAAAAUUCAAGGUAAAAAAGAUGGAAGUAGCAAUGGAGCAGGAAAUGCUCGGAACUACAAGCAUCUCGCCACAGAGGGAUCCAGUCUCUCUGAUUUGGAAUCUGAAGAAGAGCUGCAGAUUGAUGAGACCCCGCCUCCACGACGCAAGUCUGCGGGACUUGACAAGAAAAAGAAACUAAUCGGUCUUCCUAGAAAGCUGCCACGAGCAAAGCCAUGUUCUGACCCCAAUCGCAUUAGAGAGCCAGGAGAAGUUGACUUUGAUAUCGAGGAGGAUUAUACCACUGAUGAAGAAGCUCUAGCUGCCCAUGGAGUGCAGGGAGGUGCAGGAGGCAUCCUAGACUUACUAAAGGCCAGCAAGCAAGUUGCCGGCUUAGAUUCUGCAACACUCAGUGAGGAAGCCCCAGCCUCUCCCAGCACUCGAGACGCCAUACAGGGUAUGCUUUCCAUGGCCAACCCUCCUUCCUCGUCGUCGUCCUCCUCCUCUUCAUCACCCUUAUCUAUUUCUGGGGGCCUGACAGAAGGAUUAGGGGUCAUGAAGGAAAAGGGGGGUAGAGCCAUUUGGGUAACUGGAGGGGUAAAGAAGACGGCAAAUCCUGUGAAAAAACCUGUCAUCCAGCGGCCGGGAAAAAGGACGAUUAAAAGGCCAGCGCGUCAUCUCAGUGAUGAAGAGAGUCCUGAUGAACAAGAGACAUUAGGAACCUGUUUUAAAGAUUCUGAUUAUGUGUACCCUUCCUUGGAGUCAGACGAGGAAGAUUAUACCAGCAAAACUAAGAUGAAGCGUAAAAAGAAUUGGGACGACACACCUUGGAGCCCAAAAGCAAGAGUAAUGCCCACUCUUCCUAAACAAGACAGACCACCCAGAGAAGGAGCUCGAGUUGCCUCUGUAGAAACUGGCCUAGCGGCAGCUGCUGCCAAGUUGGCACAACAGGAGCAACAAAAGCCGGCUAAAAGGAAGUACACCAAAAAGCAGCGUCCUCCUCCUGCAGCUCUACCUCCUCCUGUCCAGAAUGAGCCUGCCCCGCCCUCACCUACACCAGUUUCAGAAUCUGCAGAAGACGCCAGCCCCGACAGAAGAAUGGAUUAUUACUCUGCCAGUCUUCUGGACCACGAAUACACGGCUGGACCGGGACCUUUUGGCUCUGGAGGUCCUCGAGGCAGCGGAGCCAUGGCUCCUGGUGUAUUUUUAACUUCUCGAAGACAUUCCCUGUCGCCUCAAAACACCGGUUCCCAUUCAGGUGCAUCCCCGGCAGGUUUAACCAGCCAAGGCAUAACAGGAGUCGGUCAAGGCAAACGUCCGAAGAAAGGACUUGCCACUGCAAAACAGAGACUUGGAAAAAUUCUGAAAAUUCAUCGCAAUGGUAAACUACUCCUGUGAGAGAAAGAUGCGAUUGAAGAUCUUGUACAAAUGAAAAAAACAUUUUUGAAGUAAGCUUGAAGGAUAUAAUUGUCUAUAUUUUUUACUUUUGAUAAAAUGUAUUCACUGUUUUUAAUUCCUCUUGAACUCGUAUCUUGUCCUUCACUAGUUAUUCUGUCUGUCUCCACUUGUGUAUAACUUUGUCAAGGCAUUUUCAAAGACAAAUAUGGAGUUUAAAGGGCUUUUAAGCACUAAACCAACAUCAAAAAGUCAGUUAAUACAACAAAAAUAUCAUCAAUACAUGUCCUUCAGUGAGUAAUUACUUUUACUUGAAUCUGGAAAAAAUUAAAAAGGCACUUAAACUUGCUCUAAUUGUAAGAAACCACAGUUUACUCGUGUCCUGGAAGACAUAGAUGUGUGCUGAAAAGAUAUGAUAAAGUCUGUAUGCAUUGUUUUUUUUUAGUUUGGAUAACAUGCAAAACCAAUAAAGCUUGUGGUUCAUUAAAUUUUUUUAUAAUCCAACAAGUCUGACCUAAUUAGGGGUUUUGUUUUAAAUCUUCAAUCAGUUCAAAUCAGUGUCAUUUUGUCUUGUAUGGAAAACUUCUGGACUGUUAUAUAAUUACAUAUAUACCUAUAGAUGUCAUUGGAACAUUUUUAAACUGUCAAUUGCAUUGUAGGUUGAAAAAUUAUUGAAAAAGUUAUCUCAUAGUUGUUAUGGUUAAUGACACACCAAAAGGACAUAACACUGACUUUUCUUUCAAUAAAAACGUUGGCUUGGUGUAAAAAGGCCCUUAAUGUGAGUAAUGUUUUUUUGUUUUGUUUUUCUGUGUAUUAAUUGAUUUUAAAACGGUAGAGAAUUGUAAGUUAUUUGAAAAUAUGUGGAUAUUUUUUGCAUAAUUUGACAUUUUAUUUUAAUUUAAAAAUUUUUUUUUUUUGGAAAGUUUAUUUUAGAGCUUGUAUGACAUUGUACUCCCCAUUUGACACUUUUUAAAGGGAAAAGAAAAUAGCAUUUUGGAAUUAGUGAGUUUGAUCAUUUCUAUAUACUCUUAUUUUUUUUCUUUAGAAACCCUAUUUUAUGUACAUGUAAAAAGUAAUUGCUGUAAACAAUGAUUUCAUGUUGAUCUAACUGUUAAUGUGUUUUUAUUUGUUUUUUGUUUUUUUUAUAAAUGUUAUUGAAGGGCAAAACAACGUAGCAAAAACCCACUUUAUACAGAUAAAAUUCUAAUUUUUGGGAGCUCUAAACAUACAUCGUAUUAGGAUUUUAUUUAUUUUUUUUUUGCAUAUUUAUUUACAGUGGCAUAUUUUUUAUUUUGUUUUAAUGUAUUCUUUAUUCUCAUAUUCUGUACUGUAAUUAUUUUAAACCACUUUAAACAUACAAACUCCCAACCAUUAUGAUAUAACAUGUUUCUACACGUAAUUUGAUUGUGAUUGUAAAUAUUUGUAAUAUAUAUAUAUAUAUAUAGAUAUAUGUGUAUAUGUAUAUAUACUGUAUAUCUUCUUUGAAAACCUUAAAAAAAUUAGUGGUUGAAAAUAUUUUUUUUUAGCAUGUUGCCAUAAUUGGAGCUCUUGAGUGUUGGCAGCAUCCUUGGGUCAGAUGUAGUGAUGUGCUUUCCUAUUAUAGAAUGUACUAAUCAUAAAAUCUUGAAUGAAACAACAGUCAAAAGAAUAAUUUCAUUGUGAAGGUGCGGGAUUGUAAAUAAAUGUUUUUUUUUUAUAGCUAAAACUAUUUUUUCCGUAAUGACUUGUACAUGACACAACACUGUAAUACGAUGAGUCUUUUUUUACAUUUGUAUGCCAUUACUGUAAUGCUCUGUUCAUGCUCGUUAGUGUAAUAUUGAACGUUUGCUUGGAAAAAAGUUCCCCUUGAUAAAUUUAGUUAAUUUAGUUUGUUUAGUCUCUUUUGUGUUGUAUUAACUGUACCUGAAACUAUAUGUUUUUAAUAAGAUUUGGAAAAAAGAUAAACUUGGGCUAAAUUUGCACUUCUGAGUCUUUUUAAUGAGAAAAUCCCCCAAAAAUGUUUUCGUGUAGACAUCACAGG